This is a messenger RNA of Symbiodinium necroappetens, 3991 nucleotides long. Lineage: Eukaryota; Dinophyceae; Suessiales; Symbiodiniaceae. The record is from the annotation of a GenBank genome assembly.
GAUGCUGCUGGAAGUUGAGCUGGACGAACUGGAUGUCGAUGUGGCGGUUUGGCUGGUACUUGAAACUGAAAUCGUCGUGCUGGAAGUGAAGGAUGUGCUUUUGCUGGUGGUCGAGGUCGCAGUGAGGGACUUGCUCGUGCUGGAAGUGAAGCUGGAAGUCGAUGAACGGGACGAAGUAGAGGAAGUUGUCACUGACGUCUUGCUGCUGGAGGUGCUGGUCUGGCUUGUGGCAGUCGAAGUUGUGCUGGCGGUGGUUGUGGAAGUGCUUGAAGUUGCCGUUGACGUCUUUGAUGUUGAAGUGCUGGUGGUUGCUGUCGCAGAUGUAGUUGCGGAGGUGGAGGUAGUAACGGUCGCACUGCUGCUUGAUGUAGUGCUUGAUGUUCCCGAAGUGGUUGUCGAAGUGACAGUGCUGCUUACUGUUUUCGUGCUAGAUGAUGUCAUGGAAACAGUAGUGGAUCUAGAUGUUGUGGUUAAGGUGCCAGAAGUACUUGUGGAAGUCAAGCUGGUUGACCUUGUCGUGCUGCUUGCGGUUGUUGUGCCGGUUGACGUUGUGGACCUUGUAGUACUUGUCGUAGAUGUCGUGCUAGAUGUCGUGGUGCUCGACGUGGCAGUAGACGUGCCCGAUGUACUCGUGGAUGUAGAUGUUCUGCUUGCAGUUGUCGUGCCUGUUGACGUUGUGGACCUUGUAGCACUUGUCGUAGAUGUCGUGCUAGAUGCCGUGGUGCUCGACGUGGCAGUAGACGUGCCCGAAGUACUCGUGGAUGUAGAUGUUCUGCUUGACGUUGUCGUGCCUGUUGACGUUGUGGACCUUGUAGCACUUGUCGUAGAUGUCGUGCUAGAUGCCGUGGUGCUGGAUGUGGCAGUAGACGUGCCCGAUGUACUCGUGGAUGUAGAUGUUCUGCUGGCAGUUGUCGUGCCUGUUGACGUAGUGGAACUUGCAGUCAUGCUCGUCAUAGUAAUCGAUGUGCCCGAAAUGCUCGUGGACGUGAAUGUCGAUACUGUGGAGGUCACAGAGAAAGUGGUGCUUCGCGUGGAUGUUGAGCUGGAGGAUUUAGAGAUGGAGGUCGAAGUCGAGGUGACCGAAGCAGUUGUGGAUGUCGUUCUGCUCAACGUUGUCGUUGUGCUGGCAGUUGUGGAGAAAGACGUGGUGGUACUCAGUGUGGUGGUGGAAGUAUGUGUUGCAGUUGUAAUGGUCGAGCUUGUGGUGCUGCUGAUAGUUGUGCUGCCUGUUGAUGUCGUCGACCGUGUGGUACUUCCCGUAGAUGUUGUUGUAAACGUCGUGGUGCUCGAUGUGGCAGUGGACGUGCCCGAAGUACUCGUGGAUGUCGAUGUUCUGCUUGCAGUUGUCGUGCCUGUUGACGUAGUGGAACUUGCAGUCAUGCUCGUCAUAGUAGUCGACGUGAAUGUCGAUGAUGUGGAGGUCACGGAGAUAGUGGUACUUCGUGUGGAUGUUGAGCUGGAGGAUUUAGAGAUGGAGGUCGAAGUCGAGGUGACCGAAGCAGUUGUGGAUGUCGUUCUGCUCGUUGCCGUCGUGCUGGCGCUAGUGCUUGAUGUGAUUGUGGAUGUGACGGAAGUACUCGUAGAAAUGGACGAUGUCGAGCUCGUUGUGCUGCUGGUGGAGGUUCCGCUAGAUGUCGGGGACGUUGAUGUCAUUGUCAUAGUGAACGAUCCCGUAGUGGUGCUGCUGACAGUUAAUGUUGUGGAGGUCGCAGUGUUUGAAGCGGUGCUCGAAGUGCUUGCAGUAGUUGUGAAUGUUGCUGUGGUGCUUGUCAUUGUUGCGCUGAGCGACGUCGUGGAGGUGAUGCUGGUCCUUGAUGUCGUGGCGGACGUUGUCGUGGCGCUUGUUGUGACCGUGAACGUGACCAACGUACUCGUGGAAGUUAGUGUUGUUCCACUUGUGGUGCUGCUGACAGUUAAUGUUGUGGAAGUCGCAGUGUUUGAAGCGGUGCUCGAAGUGCUUGCAGUAGUUGUGAAUGUUGCUGUGGUGCUUGUCAUUGUUGCGCUGAGCGACGUCGUGGAGGUGAUGCUGGUCCUUGAUGUCGUGGCCGACGUUGUCGUGGCGCUUGUUGUGACAGUGAACGUGACCAACGUACUCGUGGAAGUUAGAGUUGUUCCACUUGUAGAGCUGCUAACCGUUGCUGUUGUGGUAGUCGCCGUGUUCGAGGCAGUGGUAGAGGUACUCCUGGUGCUUGUGGACGUUGCUGUUGUGCUGAGCGAGGUGGUAGAGGUAGUGCUGGUCCUUGACGUCGUGGCCGACGAAGUCGUGGAGGAUGAUGUGAUAGUGAACGUGACUAUAGUGCUCGUUGAAGUAAAGGUUGUUGCACUCGUGGUGCUGCUCAUUGUUGCUGUUGUGGACGUCGCCGUGCUGGAUGCGGUGCUAGAGGUGCUUGCAGUGCUUGUGGAUGUUGCCGUAAGACUUGUGACUGUUGUGCUCAGCGACGUAGUCGAGGUCGCUGUGGCGCUCAGGGUAGUGGUGGAGGUGCCUGAAGUACUUGAGGAAGUAUCGGUGCUUGAGCUUGUGCUGCUACCCGUGGAUGUCAUGCUAGAAGUUGAGGUUGCUGAAGCGGUGGUGGAAGUGCUCCAAGACGUUGUGGAUGUAGUGCUUGCGCUGGUGCUAGCCGUAGUCGAUGUAGCGGUAGUCGUGGCCGAGGUACUCGUGGUCGUCAUAGUAGUGGAUGUGCCCGAAGUGCUCGUGAACGUGAAUGUCGAUAAUGUGGAGGUCACGGAGAUGGUGGUACUUCGCGUGGAUGUUGAGCUGGAGGAUUUAGAGAUUGAGGUCGAAGUCGAGGUGACCGAAGCAGUUGUGGAUGUCGUUCUGCUCAACGUUGUCGUUGUGCUGGCAGUUGUGGAGAAAGACGUGGUGGUACUCAGUGUGGUGGUGGAUGUGGACGAAGUAUGUGUUGCAGUUGUAAUGGUCGAGCUUGUGGUGCUGCUGAUAGUUGUGCUGCCUGUUGAUGUCGUCGACAGUGUGGUACUUCCCGUAGAUGUUGUUGUAAGCGUCGUGGUGAUCGAUGUGGCAGUGGACGUGCCCGAAGUACUCGUGGAUGUAGAUGUUCUGCUUGCCGUUGUCGUGCCUGUUGACGUUGUGGACCUUGUGGCACUUGUCGUAGAUGCCGUGCUAGAUGCCGUGGUGCUCGACGUGGCAGUAGACGUGCCCGAUGUACUCGUGGAUGUAGAUGUUCUGCUUGCAGUUGUCGUGCCUGUUGACGUUGUGGACCUUGUAGCACUUGUCGUAGAUGUCGUGCUAGAUGCCGUGGUGCUCGACGUGGCAGUAGACGUGCCCGAAGUACUCGUGGAUGUAGAUGUUCUGCUUGCCGUUGUCGUGCCUGUUGAUGUUGUGGACCUUGUAGCACUUGUCGUAGAUGUCGUGCUAGAUGCCGUGGUGCUCGACGUGGCAGUAGACGUGCCCGAAGUACUCGUGGAAGUUCUUGUGCUCCUUGUCGUCGUUGUGCUGAGCGACGUAGUUGAGGUCGCUGUGCCACUCGAAGUAAUCGUUGAGGUGCCUGAUGUACUCGUGGAAGUAUCCGUGGUUGAACUUGUGCUGCUUCUUGUGGUUGUUGCGCUUGAACUUGAGGUUUUUGAAGUGGUGGUGGGGGUGCCUGAGGAGCUUGUGGAUGUAGUCAUCGUGCCUGAUGUCGAAGUAUGCGUUUCCGAGGUACUUGUGGAAGUUGUGAUAGUUGAGCUUGUGGUGAUACUCGUCGUUGCCGUGCCGGUGGUAGAAGUGGACGUUGUCGUGCUUCUCGUGGACGUUGUGCUAGAAGUUGCACUGCUCGAAGAGGUGCUGCUCGUGGUUGCUGUGGAAGACGUGGUGGUGGAUGUGAUCGAAGUACUUGUGGAAGUUACGGUUGCUGAGCUCGUGCUGCUACUCGUCGCAGUCGUGCUAGAGCUUCUGGUUGCAGAACUGCUUGAUGUUGUGGAAGAGACCGAGGUGCUUGUGGUCCGGCUGCUGGACGCACUCGUUGUGGAGGUCGAUGUCCUGCAGUUAACUUAA